AUGUCUUUGGUCUCAGCAAAUCUUAUGAGAGGCAGUUUCAUUUUACGUUCAUCCAAGUCUAAGCCAUGGUCAACACGGUUCAUGACCGCGGCGAAGUCGGUUUCGUGUUCUUCUAAACCGGUUAGAGGGUUAACCAACUCUAGUACCGGAGUCUAUUUCGUUAGCCAAACCGGUCCACCGGAGAUUCAGUUUCCCGGUGGAUCUCCUUCGGAAGAAGAGUUACCUUCACGGCCAAGUAAAGGACCAGAGUUGGUACCAUCAGAAGUCCCGGAGCUUCCUAAUAUACCGGAGAUAAACCCGUCCGAAACUCCUCCUGAAGUUACGACCGUUCCAAGUGAUCCACCACCGCUUGGACCGCCGCAGACUCCUGGCCCUGAGUUUCCGGUUCCACCGUCUCCAUCUCCACCGAUGCCAGAUACUCCAAAUCCUCCGACGCCAGAAACACCACCGGAUGUGGUGCCUCCAAAUUGGGAACCGCCUCGCCCACCGGAGAUUCAACCGCCGGGAAUCGACCUGCCACCGCCUCUAGGACCAACCAUCGUGUUAAUGUAGCAUGACCACUCUUCUCUGUUUCUGUCUCAAUUAGUUUUUAAGUUUACAGUUUAUGUUAAACACAAUACACAAUAUGUUUUUUCAUUUAUAACACAAUAAGCAAAUAUUGUACAAAUCAAUGCGACUUGAUGACAAAAGUUGACAACAGAGACGCAAAGAACACACACAGAGAUGUUUACAUUGGUUUUA
Molecule: messenger RNA, 741 nt
Organism: Capsella rubella
Lineage: Eukaryota; Viridiplantae; Streptophyta; Magnoliopsida; Brassicales; Brassicaceae
Product: vegetative cell wall protein gp1
Exons: 1
Coding region: 1-552 (183 amino acids)
Source: RefSeq, a predicted model, not a curated record